AUGUCAUCGUCAUCAUCAAAAGAAAAGGAGGAGUCAUCAUCAAAGUCAAAGCGAUGGGGAGAGAAUAGAGACCACAAGAAAUACAUUGUAGCGGUCGUGAGGACUCCGCAACUAACCCCAAACAGCAACGCCCCAACCACACUCAUGAUGUCCUGGGUUAGGUAUCUGGGAGCGGGAGUAAGGGUGAUAGGUGGUGGUUGUUGCGAAAUAGAAGAGAAUUUUGCGGGCCAAGCGGAGGUCGUGACGGCGAGCAGAGAGAAAAGGAGGAGAGGGAGAAUCGAGAAGAACCCGGGCUGGCCCCGAGAACAGGCAGCAGAUAACAAACAAGAAGUAGCCUACUAUGCCAUUGGGAAGAUGUUGAAGCAACUUCAGAAAAAUGAAAAGGCAAAGUUUAUAAUAACUGGCCCCAGCUUGGGUGGUGCAUUGGCAAUUUUAUUUCCUGCAAUUUUGGCGUUCCAUAAGGAGACAUGGUUGCUAGAAAGAUUAGAGGGGAUUUAUACAUUUGGUCAGCCAAGAGUAGGAGAUGAAAAUUUUGGAGAAUUCUUGAACGAACAAUUAAGAAGAUACAACAUUGAUUAUUACAGGCUCGUUUACAGUUUUGAUUUGGUUCCUAGAUUGCCUUACGAAGAUUCCACCUUCUUGUUCAAGCAUUUGGGCACUUGCAUUUACAAUAAUAGCUUCUACCAAGGAAAAAUUGUGGCGGAAGAGCCAAACUAG
Molecule: messenger RNA, 717 nt
Organism: Fraxinus pennsylvanica
Lineage: Eukaryota; Viridiplantae; Streptophyta; Magnoliopsida; Lamiales; Oleaceae
Source: the annotation of a GenBank genome assembly